AUGUUCUUGGAUGCUUCACCUCAUGUUCGCGUGCACGUUUUCGACAACACGACGUUUGCUCAGGCACGUAUCAUGGAUCAUUUGAAAGCUCGUCACGGACCACGCCGUCUCGAACAUCACAUGGGAGAUCCCUGUGAAACGGUUCCGGUACGAUUGUCUCCUGUUCAGAAGGACAACAAGCCAAUGAUUACCUGCGACAUUCUAUUUGGAUCCAACCCUUCGUGUCUUGAGGACAAUUUGGAUCUUGCCCAGAACGCCCCGUGUGGCGCCUUGUUGACGAGCAUGGCAACGAAAAAGUUGCGAGAUCCACUCGUGUACUUUGGUGUAAACACUCAGUGGCAAAGAUUGAAACGCAAAGGAUGUGUUCGUGAUAUUACCUGUUUUGCUUCCGACAAUAAAACAAACAAGGCGAACAAAUUUUGCAUGGCCGUGACUACAGCCAAAUGUCAAAAACUCAAGCGGCUACGAAAGGACAACAACUGCGAGACUUCGGCAAUUGCUCAGUUGACGAAACGCAUUGUCUUGGGUCGUGUGUGCCCAUCGCAUGAAGUUCGUAUUCCAGAACCGAUGCGGCAACAGACAUCAGCACAAUUCGCGUCCGUCAAAAAGCCCACCAAAGAAGCAACAGCCAAAACUGGCUAG
Messenger RNA from Seminavis robusta, 642 nucleotides. The record is from the annotation of a GenBank genome assembly. NCBI's taxonomy places the organism in Eukaryota, Bacillariophyta, Bacillariophyceae, Naviculales, Naviculaceae.